AUGUCUAUGAAAAGAAUCAACAAGGAACUCCAAGAUAUUGGCAGAGAUCCUCCUUCACAAUGCUCCGCAGGCCCAGUAGGUGACGACUUGUUCCACUGGCAGGCCUCCAUCAUCGGGCCCCCAGAUUCGCCCUACGCCGGAGGCGUGUUCUUCCUCGCCAUCCACUUCCCAACAGACUACCCUUUCAAGCCUCCUAAGAUCCAGUUUGAAACCAAAAUCUACCACCCAAACAUCAACUCCAACGGUAACAUCUGUCUCGACAUAUUGAAGGAACAGUGGUCCCCGGCUUUGACCAUCUCCAAGGUCCUCCUUUCCAUCUGCUCGCUUUUGACCGACGCAAACCCAGACGACCCUCUCGUGCCUGAAAUAGCACACAUUUACAAGACAGACCGUGCCAAGUACGAAGCAACCGCCAAGGAGUGGACAAAGAAGUUUGCCAUCUGA
Messenger RNA from Pichia membranifaciens NRRL Y-2026, 444 nucleotides. RefSeq lists its product as hypothetical. Gene Ontology annotation, cellular component: nucleus. The transcript has a single exon. The record is from RefSeq and is a predicted model, not a curated record. NCBI's taxonomy places the organism in Eukaryota, Fungi, Ascomycota, Pichiomycetes, Pichiales, Pichiaceae. Gene Ontology annotation, molecular function: ubiquitin conjugating enzyme activity. The coding region runs from base 1 to 444 and encodes 147 amino acids. Gene Ontology annotation, biological process: ubiquitin-dependent protein catabolic process; protein polyubiquitination.